AUGAAUCAAGGAUCCAGUCAGGAGUCAAAUGACAGUUAUCAAGAGGCAAGCUGGAUGCUACGUGUUCUAGAGGAAUUCUCCGGUAUCAGCAAUAGAUUUAAAAUCGUGAUUGCAAGGGAACAAAUCAGCUCGAAUGACCUGAGCGAUGAUCUCUCAGCGCAUAUCUUCAUUGGCGCUGACCAUGACGGAAUGGUCAAGUUUGAAUCUGUAUCUGAUGGCGGGUACCAGAAAAUGAAGGAGCAAUUUGCUGCUAUGAUGAAGGAAAUGUUAAGCGAUACAGAGUGA
This is a messenger RNA of Penicillium canariense, 285 nucleotides long. RefSeq lists its product as uncharacterized. NCBI's taxonomy places the organism in Eukaryota, Fungi, Ascomycota, Eurotiomycetes, Eurotiales, Aspergillaceae. The transcript is spliced from 2 exons. The record is from RefSeq and is a predicted model, not a curated record. The coding region runs from base 1 to 285 and encodes 94 amino acids.